Molecule: messenger RNA, 567 nt
Organism: Helobdella robusta
Lineage: Eukaryota; Metazoa; Annelida; Clitellata; Rhynchobdellida; Glossiphoniidae
Exons: 1
Source: RefSeq, a predicted model, not a curated record
GAUAUUGUGAUAAUUCUUGACGAGUCAACUAGUAUAGUAUCUGGAUCCAACGGUAAUCAGAACUGGGAGUCCAUAAAAAACUUUGCAGUGCAGAUAGCUGAUUCUUUUCCCAUUUCAACUGAUUUAACAAAAAUUGGAAUUCUAAAAUUUUCAACUUCAGCAAAUGUUAACCAAAAAAUUGAUUUAAAUAGAUACCUCACAAAUUCCGAUUUGAAAAGUGCCAUUUUAGCUUUUGAUCUUGUUGGUGGAGAAACAAACAUUGCGGAUGCCUUAAGAAAUGGUCGGAAUAUGUUUUCACAAAGCUUGGGAUCGAGACCAGAUGCUCCUCACAUUAUGAUUUUACUGACAGACGGUCAAGCAAAUCGUGAAGCUGAAAAAACAAUCAUUGAAGCAAACAUGACUAAAGCUGCUAAUAUAAUCAUUUACACAAUUGGUGUAACAAGUCAAAUAGACGAAAAUCAAUUGAAAAACAUUGCUACCGCUCCGUCCGAUAGUCAUUAUUUUUAUGUCACUGAAUAUUCAAAACUGGAUAGUAUUAUAACUGAUUUAGUAGCACAAUCGUGUAAA